AUGAAGACCCCCAGAAACCACAUGAAAUCACAGAGUCUUUCUCGUUUGGAUUUCGAUAUGAUGCUUCAGGUGCUUCAAUGGACAUCUCUUCAGAUUCGCCAAGGUAGUCGAUUUUUCCAAAGUAUGCUUGCUUUUAGUCUCGUUGAUCUGUCUGGUGAAUUGCUGCCCUCUUCAAAGACCGAAGACGUUAAGCUACAAACAAAAAACUUACUGAACACCAUUUUGAACGCCGGAAAGUUUUUGGGCCCGUUGCCGAAGAAGAUGACACUGACCAUGAAAUUGCAGUAUUACGAAAAUGCCCCCAAUGAUUAUUUACCCAAAGGAUUUAAGACCGACGAUUCACCUGACUUUGUCUUCGCAUCGGGUCCAGUGAAUCUUAAAAUGGGUCUUAUUGAGACGGGUGACUCAGGUUCGGAAAAGCACGUUAUAACCUCAACAAAUUCCAACAUUGCACACACUCCGAGGUCGUCCUACCAGCAAACUCAGCCUGAUAUGUCCGACACCAACUUGGACGGCGAAUUUGAAGUUUCAUGUCCCUGUGGAAUCAAUAUGGAUUGUGGCGUGAUGAUUCUUUGCGAUGGCUGUGAACGUUGGCAACACGCAGUCUGCUUUAGGAUUAUCGACGAGGCUGAUGUUCCUAAGUCCCAUCUGUGUCGAGACUGUGCGAAAACCAAAUCUGUCUGCCUUUUCCGACGCGCACUCUUUCUCUGUGUGAACAACGAUAUGCUCUCAGUUGGUAGCAUUUCCAACCAGCUUGGAGUGGAUGCCAGUGUGGCCAAAGGUCUCCUGAACAAACUUCAAAGUGAGGGUGCAGUAAAGGAUGUUAGAGGUCGAAGGUAA
Molecule: messenger RNA, 840 nt
Organism: Dibothriocephalus latus
Lineage: Eukaryota; Metazoa; Platyhelminthes; Cestoda; Diphyllobothriidea; Diphyllobothriidae
Source: the annotation of a GenBank genome assembly